Molecule: messenger RNA, 878 nt
Organism: Carassius auratus (goldfish)
Lineage: Eukaryota; Metazoa; Chordata; Actinopteri; Cypriniformes; Cyprinidae
Product: glucagon-like
Exons: 4
Coding region: 372-749 (125 amino acids)
Biological process (GO): response to starvation
Cellular component (GO): extracellular region
Molecular function (GO): hormone activity; glucagon receptor binding
Source: RefSeq, a predicted model, not a curated record
CACCUCAUCCUGAAAGUACCUAUGCAAUUAUUUGCUCUCCUCUGUUUUUAACGGGACAGAAUCAUGUUUGACUUUGCUCUUAAGUGACUUUUUGACUUGUUUUACCGUUUCCCCAUCACUCUUUUUAAACAGGUUCAGACUCAGAGUGCAAAUACAUUGAUGCUUUGAGAUUAAUGGACUGAUACUAAUAAGUGUGUGUGUGUGUGUGUGUGUGUGUGUGGAUCGUGCCACCUGGGCAUCACUAUAUAAGACUCAGAACAUCAGGCUGGGACCGUGAAAUCAGACUGGGAGCCAAGAAGGAGAAACCAGUGAGGCAACAUCAAAAUCUUUGGCUUCAUUUCUCUGUGACGACCCAACGCAAUCCGGGUAAGAUGAUGACAAGGAUCUACGCCUUCAUUGGACUUUUACUUCUCAUCCUGAUCCAGAGCAGCGUGCAGAUUCCCAUUCAAGAAAACAUGGAAGAAAACUCCAGCCUUAUGUCUGAGGAGGCACUAUUUAAUGACCCACGAGAAGUAAGCAACAUGAAGAGACAUUCAGAAGGCACAUUCUCAAACGAUUACAGUAAAUACCUGGAGACCAGGAGAGCACAAGACUUCGUCCAGUGGUUGAUGAACUCCAAGAGAAGUGGAGUCCCCACCCGACGACACGCAGACGGCACUUUCACCAGUGACGUCAGCUCUUACCUGCAGGACCAGGCGGCAAAAGAGUUUGUGUCCUGGCUGAAAACAGGGAGAGGACGACGCGAGUGAAGAUUCAUGACAACGAGGAAAAAAAACUAGCCUGCAUAACUGUGACAACACGGUUUUAUAAUGACUAGUGCUGUCAGUUUCAUUGAAUCAUGCAAAUAAAUCUUUCUUCAAAUGAAGCACUCUGUGAUU